Molecule: messenger RNA, 555 nt
Organism: Symbiodinium pilosum
Lineage: Eukaryota; Dinophyceae; Suessiales; Symbiodiniaceae
Source: the annotation of a GenBank genome assembly
AUGUCGCCAUGUAAAACGCAAGAUGGGUCUUUGCUCAUUGACCUGACAAAGUCAUGCGCCAGGAAUCGCCUUGCAAAGCUCGAGCAAGCUCUGCGAAACAAAGAUGAGCUUGCAGAAAAUCUGCAUGUCAUAGAUUUCGAGCAGCUGAAAAUUGAAAACCAGCAGCUCAACGAGAAGAUAGAGGAAAGGAACGAGGAGCUCCAUAAGUUGCGCAAGAAGACCGUCGUAACCGUGCAGAUUAUUACGCACAUGCGGGAGAAGGUCCAGUUUGUGCAAAAGGAGUACCAGAUUCUUAAGGAGGAGCUCGCGCAGUUGGAUCAAGAUCUUGGGGCGCAGCGGGACUUGGUCACGAAGACCAAGCAUGAGCGCGAUGAACACAGGCAAGAGUAUGCCUCGCUGAAGCAGCAGACCGGCAUAAUGAACUCUGAGCACUUGACGAAGGAUUUCAAGGACCGUGCUGACCGCAUCAAGGAGCUCAAGGAGCAGAUCACGCAGCUCAAGAAGCGACACAGCCAGAUGUCCCAGUUCAUCAAGGCGCAUGGCGGCAAGAUCUGA